Alternaria metachromatica is the source of this 1164-nucleotide messenger RNA. RefSeq lists its product as uncharacterized. NCBI's taxonomy places the organism in Eukaryota, Fungi, Ascomycota, Dothideomycetes, Pleosporales, Pleosporaceae. The transcript is spliced from 3 exons. Bases 1 to 1164 code for a protein of 387 amino acids. The record is from RefSeq and is a predicted model, not a curated record.
AUGAACGUCAAGGCCAUCGCCAAUUAUGACUUUGAAACUGGGAACGCCCAUCGGUUACAGCCUGCUAGCCCACUGCACAGCGGUAUAUCACCGCAACUCGCCACGCCACUGUCGAGCUCCCUCGGACCGCGAAGUGACUCGCUGGACCUGGCAGCAGCAAGCUUAGACGCCGAGGAAGACAGUCGCAAUGACUUGCCGACACCGCAUAUUGAAGCCGACGGCGAGAUCUCCGCAGCGAUACGUCUUCGAACGCCAAGCGAGUGUCAAGGAGGCAAGAAUCUUGCUCGAGCAUUGGGCUUCCUUGGAGGUAGAACCAGCCCGAUCGGCCCCGGCGUCUCAGGCUUUGACUUCGAAUUCGCCGACCUUAUCGACGCGAGGCGCCGAUAUCCUGGCCAAGUCACCAUACAUCGGAAUGCGCUUCUUAAUACUGAAGACUAUACCUCAGCAUUCGAAGAAGACGCACGGCUGAGCCGAGACCGCUGCAAUCAAGCUAUUCUUGAAUCCUCUCCGGAUAUGUUACCCCGAGGCACCUACCUUCUCGAUCUUGGCGGCGGCUUCCAUGUCACAGUCCCGCUUGAUCCAAUAACCGAAGCUACGUUCAAGCAAGGUGGCCAAGGAACCAUACCACCCGAGGGUCUCGUACGUAUCGCCACGGAGAUGAACAUCGACAUGAAAGACUACCGUGUUGAUGGUAAACCGCACCCGGUGUACAGUAUGGGCGCCCCAAAGCAGGUCGAUAUCCGGCUCUUGGGCUCGAUACCUGUCACCAUAGUGGAGAUGGCCAUCUGGUUUCCCGCGCAUGGCUCGCUCUGGCCAGACUGGACACAGCGAUUUGCUCGAAGCGGCUGGACGCAAAACAACAUCGCUGACUUGAUUAACCGCGCUUACAACACCGACGCCGUCGAAGGUGUCGGCCCGUCGACCAUCAGUCAGCAGACGAACAAACAUGGUCGUGAGAUCCAAGAACUGUCUGGCUCUCGUGGUCAGAAACAACAGCAUCUGCCUGUGAUCGCGACUUCUCCAGAUACAUCUUUCUCUUGCGAGAGCUGGACACCGCCCGACGACGAAUACCGACUAGUCGACUACUACGUCCGCGAUCUUGCGAACGGUGUCGAUCGCGAAAACUAUCCUUCCGGUUCAGACAGAGGCCUGUUUAAAAGAUAG